Molecule: messenger RNA, 921 nt
Organism: Amphibalanus amphitrite
Lineage: Eukaryota; Metazoa; Arthropoda; Thecostraca; Balanomorpha; Balanidae
Exons: 2
Coding region: 1-921 (306 amino acids)
Source: RefSeq, a predicted model, not a curated record
AUGGCUGAGGGCGGCGGGGGACUGGAUGGGAAGCGAGAGGGCUGGUCGGUCCGUCCCGACCGCCACCGGCCGCAGUGUUCGCUCGACACCAGCACCAUGAGGUUGUGUCUGGCUCUGGUGGUGCUCGGCACCAUCGCGCUCGUCGCCAGACCCGUCACCAGCGCGCCCCAGCCGUUAUCCAUCACAGAUCUCAUCAAACUGAGUAAAAAACAGAACGCUGCCAAGACUUCUACCACUACCACUACCACUACAACUACCACUACAACUACCGCUGCCACUACGCAGGCGUCUGCCACAGCCGAGCAGCCGCUCCCGCUGCCCACAGAGGCGGCUCAGGAAUCGCUCGCCACCUCUGAAAAUACAGGAGGAGGCGGCGGAGCUGGCGCUACAGGCGGGGGAAGCGUGGGAAGCACUACAGGCAGAGACGGGGACGGCCCUGCUCCUGGUGGUGAAAACUCCAGCAGCCAGAGAGGCGAGGCUGCUUCAGGGAGCGACCUGACGCCGUCACAAUCCGAUGGGGGUGACGGCUCCAUGGGAGGACAGGCGGCACAGACCGACCCUGACGCCACCCUGGUAGUCGGAGCUGAGAUGGACACCGAAGACGGAGACGAGGACAUGGACGGAGACGUAGGAGAUGAAGACGAAGACGGAGACAGAGAGGAGGACGAAGACGGAGACGGUGAGAUGGACGGAGACGGAGAGAUGGGCGAAGACGGAGACGGAGAGGCUGACGGCGGACGGGAUGUGAAGCGCCGUCGGAGACGCCGCCGCUGUCGGGUCGGAGGGGACGAGGACGGCACCGGAACCUGCUGUCUGCGCCGUCGCCGACGACGGAAGAAGAGGCCGACCGCGGGCGGAGACGGCGAGGGGAUGGCCACCACCGCGCCAGCCACCGAGAUCGUGAUGCCGCAGUAUGCCUGA